AUGAGAGCAUUCAUUUCACCAGGUUUGAAAGAAGAUGGGAGUUUUGCUUUCCAAGUCUUGAAAACUGAAGCUGCCCCGAUCGUAGGGGGAGUUGACACUUCCCGUUUUCAAGCUCCAUGGCAAGUGGGCAUCUAUUUCAAUAACACAUUUUUAUGUGGAGGAUCGAUAUUGGAUAAGCUGUGGAUUCUAACUGCUUCCCACUGCUUCAAGAAUGACAACACAGCCUAUUUGGAAAUGCGCAUAUUAUUGGAGCAAUCUGACAGCAAGUUAAUGGAGAAGAGAAAUGUGUCAAAGCUCAUUCGUCAUCCCAACUUCAAUCAACUAUUCAUGGACCACGACAUUGCUUUGAUGUUGCUUGAUUCUCCUAUAGAACUUAACAGACAGAAAAUACCCAUCUGCCUGACAAGAAAAGUUCUCAAUGUGAAAGAAUGCUGGGUAACUGGAUGGGGACUCACAAAACCUGCGAAGCGAAUGGAUUUCCCACUGCAAAAAGCCAAGCUUGAGAUCCUAAACCAGGAAGAGUGCUUUCAGAGAAUUUAUCUACUCACUGACAACAUGAUCUGUGCCUGGGAUCCUGAAGGACAAAAAGAUUCCUGCCAGGGUGACAGUGGGGGACCUUUGGUUUGCAACCAAAAGAAUAAUGAGAAUAUAUGGUACCAAAUGGGCAUUGUCAGCUGGGGAGAAGGCUGUGGUCAAAAAGGGAAACCCGGUGUAUACACAGCAGUCUCCAAUUACUUGCUUUGGAUUGUGUUAAGGACCCGUGAGGAAGGCCAUCCCUACAUCCCGUCAUCUUCUGAACAUUUUUUUGCUCCCCCACAAUGUUUAAUUUUGUCAUUGUAUUUUUCAUCUCUUCUUCUGCAAAAGAUCUUUUUUCUCCUCACAAUUACAUAA
Messenger RNA from Trichosurus vulpecula (common brushtail), 891 nucleotides. RefSeq names its product serine protease 55 (gene PRSS55). Gene Ontology annotation, biological process: proteolysis. The transcript is spliced from 5 exons. Gene Ontology annotation, molecular function: serine-type endopeptidase activity. NCBI's taxonomy places the organism in Eukaryota, Metazoa, Chordata, Mammalia, Diprotodontia, Phalangeridae. Bases 1 to 891 code for a protein of 296 amino acids. The record is from RefSeq and is a predicted model, not a curated record.